AUGGAGAACUCCAAGUUGCCAUUUGAACCUGUGAAACGAAAACCGCUGGCGGAAGGAAAUGAUAAGGUCAAAGAUGAUUCACUUUUUGUGGUUGAUGAUGAGAGUGAUGAUGAACCACAAGUGAUUGACAAUCUGCAACAUAAUGCUGGUCCAAGAGCCGACUCUACAUCCCCGGAGGCGCCUCCAGCUUCCGAACCUGAAACGUUACGUCUGGUAGACCAAGACGGAUACGACUUAUUCAAAAGUCAAUUGCUUGCUGUUGUUGGAAACAUGAAUAGUCGAUCUGUCUAUUAUUUGUAUAGGAAAUACUUUAACCAACCAAAUUACCUUAAUCUUGCGACAAAUGAGUAUUUCAAUGGAAUCAGCAUCGAUGACAUGAGAAAUUUGGAAGAAGAGGAUUCUGAUUUCAAGGCUAAGGUCGAAGCAGAUGGUCAAAUAGACGAUGUUGUGGAUAACUUGUUUGAAAGAAUGAAAGAUAUAUCCCAAACGGAAAAAUUAGCACUUAGCCAGAAGCUGUGGAGUAAAUACAUAGGAACUAUUACUACCUAUGCAAUGGCAACAAGACCUAUUAUGAGACCCUUACAGUAUAGACAGAAACUCCAAAUAAAAAGACUCGGAUCUAAACCAAGUUCAAAAGACCUGGAUAAUACAUUGAUAAGAGUCUUCACCGACGAAGACCGACCUCGUGAGAUUGGCCGGUUGGCCCAGGAUGUGACUAAUAUGUUGGGCCCAUGCUUCGACUUGAACAUAGCUGAUUUUGAAUGCACGGUGAUGGUGGAGACUAGUAAACGACUCUCCGUCGGUGAUUCCUUUUAUCUUUCCAUAGAUUGUUAUUUAAAACAUAUGGCAUUCAUUAACUAUAAUGACGAAGGAAUUUCUCAUAUUCAAGCAGAAGAGGCAAUCAAGGACGUUAAAAGACAAAAAAAAGAUGGGACUAGGGUUGGCUUCAAUUUUGCUUCAGAAACCAGUGGUGAAAAAGUAUUGAGAUUAAAACAAUAUGCCUUAUCCAGAUUGUUCGAUCGUCUUAACAUGAAAUCAAUCGAGCAGCAAAAAGCUUCUGUUGAAAUAGUUCCAGAAUCACAACCUGUACUUGAUAACGACAUUGUAUCUGCUGUUACUCAGACCCAAGACGAAGAAAAUAACGAAGCAAAACUUGAUUUGGACCAGUUACAAGAGUUUUAUCUGGCUAAUCAACAAUCAGAAUAUUUGAAAAGUCUUCCCGAAACUACAGUUCCUCCAAAAGAGAAUUUUCGUUUGGAGCUACGUGAUUAUCAAAAGCAUGGUCUCUCCUGGAUGUUGGUUCGUGAAAAAGAGUUUAAGGUAUUAGAGGAGCUCUCCACCGACAAAUCCUCCGGUGAAGGAUUAUCAACUCAAGCAAGAUCUACAAUCAAAGAAAAUGAGAAAGGUAUUAUGAAUCCUUUAUGGAAGACAUAUACCUGGCCCGCAGAUACUUCUUAUAGGGCAGAGAAGCUAGGUUCAGAAGUGAUAGAUGGUAUCUCAUCAGAGUUAGAUUCUCAUUUCUAUGCAAAUUUACAUAACGGAGAACUAUGCUUAGAAAAACCUCUUUUGAAAACUUUGGUAAGAGGUGGAAUAUUACUGGAUGCUAUGGGUUUAGGUAAAACAGUAGCUGCCACCUCUUUGAUUACCUCGGUACCAUAUGAUUCAAAUGAAGAUGAUGAAAAUCCUACUCGUGGUUACGCUUCAAAGACAACUUUAGUUGUCGUUCCAAUGUCUUUAUUAUCUCAGUGGAAAAGUGAAUUUGAUAAAGCGAAUAAUAAUCCAGAUCAUCAGUGUCUCAUUUACUAUGGGGAUCAGGUUCAUUCAGAUUUAGUCCCAAUACUCUGUGGCAAGAAAAAGAAAACUCCUAUAAUGAUGGUAACAACAUAUGGUACCAUACAGCACGAAUAUCAAAGAUUGAACAAACUAAGAGAUAUGUAUGGGAAUUUGCCCCAAAUCGGAAUAUAUUCAGUCAAGUUUUUCAGAAUCAUUAUUGAUGAGGGACAUACCAUUAGAAAUAGAGCAACAAGAACUGCCAAAGCUAUUCAUGAAUUACUGCUGAGCCGUAAGUGGAUCUUAACUGGUACACCUGUUAUAAACAGAUUGGAUGAUCUUUAUUCUUUGGUCAAGUUUUUGCAGCUAGAGCCUUGGUGUAAUUUCUCCUAUUGGAAAACAUUUAUUACGUUACCAUUUGAGCAAAAAAAGUUUAGUCAGACUCUAGAUGUGGUUAAGUCUGUCCUUGAGCCAAUAUUUCUUAGAAGAACUAAAGAUAUGAAGGGCAAGGAUGGUAAGCCGUUGAUCGAGUUGCCUCCUAAAGAGGUAACCAUAGAAACAAUUAAGUUUAGUACUCACGAAGAAAACCUUUACAAUUAUUUUAAAUCAAGGGCCAAUCAAUCUUUCAAAGAAGGAAUUGAAUCUGGUAAUUUACUUAAGAAAUAUACUCAAAUUUUGACACAUAUUUUAAGACUUCGUCAAAUAUGCUGUCAUCCGGACUUAGUUGGAAGUACUAGUGAAUUAGAAGAAAUAGAGUCUGCCGAUAAACCGGAUUUGGAAUCAAUAGAAGCAAUGCAUGGUGGUAGUCUAACUAGUGAAGAGGAUAUAAACAAAUUCCCUUCACAAGUGGAAAUGCGCAGAGUAAUGUAUUCGUUAUAUCCUAAAGUGAAUUUGACGGAUGCAGAGUGCAUGAUAUGUACGCAAUCUCCAAUAAACCUCGGUGAGCUUAUAAUCACCGAAUGUGGGCACGAGUUUUGCUUCAACUGUAUACUAGAGCAUAUUGACUUUCAACAAAAGAAUAAAAAGGAUCCUUUUUGUCCAGCAUGUCGAGGCCCGAUUUCCAAAUAUAAAUUAUUCAAACUUAGAAAUAAAGAAACCUCAUCGAAGAAGAUAAGAUUUGUUACGAAAACUCAAAGUGAAGGGGAUCCAAGUGAGUCGUAUCCUUUUGCUCUUUACCUUUAUGACCCUGAUAAGUCAUCAUCAAAAAUUGAAGCUUUGCUUCGCCAUCUAAAAUCCUUGCAAGUCCAAAAUCCUGGAGAACAGGUUAUUGUAUUUUCACAGUUUUCGUCAUAUCUAGAUUUAAUUGAAAAUGAAUUAAGUUUAUAUGAAGAUUUUAUCGUCUAUAAGUUCGAUGGUCGAUUGAAUUUGAAUGAACGAGAAAAGUUACUUGACAAAUUCAAGAACCAUUCGCAGGAUUCGAAGAAUGGCAAGGUCAUUAUUCUCUUAUUAUCCUUGAAAGCAGGAGGUGUUGGGUUAAACCUAACGACCGCCAACAGGGCUUUUAUGAUGGAUCCAUGGUGGUCUCCUAGCAUUGAAGACCAAGCAAUUGAUAGAAUCCAUAGAAUAGGUCAAUCUCAAAGUGUCAAAGUCAUAAGGUUUAUUAUUGAAAAUACGAUUGAAAAUAAAAUGCUAAAGAUUCAAGAGCGUAAAAGAAAAAUGGGUGAAGCGGUUGAAGUUGAAGAAGAAGAGAGAAGGAAAAGAAGAAUCGAAGAAAUUCAGUUACUAUUCGAAGAAUAA
This is a messenger RNA of Hyphopichia burtonii NRRL Y-1933, 3507 nucleotides long. Its product is annotated as DNA helicase. Gene Ontology annotation, molecular function: ATP-dependent chromatin remodeler activity; nucleic acid binding; hydrolase activity, acting on acid anhydrides, in phosphorus-containing anhydrides. The coding region runs from base 1 to 3507 and encodes 1168 amino acids. NCBI's taxonomy places the organism in Eukaryota, Fungi, Ascomycota, Pichiomycetes, Serinales, Debaryomycetaceae. The transcript has a single exon. The record is from RefSeq and is a predicted model, not a curated record.